This is a messenger RNA of Nothoprocta perdicaria, 1698 nucleotides long. RefSeq names its product mex-3 RNA binding family member C (gene MEX3C). The transcript has 3 exons. Gene Ontology annotation, molecular function: RNA binding. NCBI's taxonomy places the organism in Eukaryota, Metazoa, Chordata, Aves, Tinamiformes, Tinamidae. The coding region runs from base 1 to 1383 and encodes 460 amino acids. The record is from RefSeq and is a predicted model, not a curated record.
AUGGAGGAGACCUACCAAGGUCUUAACCAAGACCUACCAAGGCUUAACCCAAUUCCGAACGAGACGGCGGCGCUGCUCCGCCGCCGCAGCGUCAACAGCACCGAGUGCGUGCCCGUGCCCAGCUCCGAGCACGUGGCCGAGAUCGUGGGCCGCCAGGGUUGCAAAAUAAAAGCGCUGCGGGCCAAGACGAACACGUACAUCAAGACCCCCGUGCGUGGAGAGGAGCCCGUSUUCGUCGUCACGGGACGCAAAGAGGACGUGGCCAUGGCCAAAAGGGAGAUCCUCUCCGCCGCCGAGCACUUCUCCAUGAUCCGAGCGUCGCGCAACAAGAACGGCCCUGCCCUCGGAGGGCUGCCCUGCACCCCCAACCUGCCGGGGCAGACGACGGUGCAGGUGAGGGUGCCCUACCGCGUCGUGGGGCUGGUGGUGGGACCCAAAGGAGCCACCAUCAAAAGGAUCCAGCAGCAGACGCACACCUACAUCGUGACGCCCAGCAGGGACAAGGAGCCCGUCUUCGAGGUGACGGGAAUGCCCGAAAACGUGGAUCGCGCCCGGGAGGAGAUCGAGAUGCACAUAGCCAUGCGCACGGGCAACUACAUCGAGCUCAACGAGGAGAACGACUUCCAUUACAACGGUACCGACGUGAGCUUCGAAGGAGGCACGCUCGGCUCCGCUUGGCUCGCCUCCAACCCCGUGCCUCCCAGCCGCACCAGAAUGAUUUCCAAUUACAGAAACGAUAGCUCCAGCUCCUUGGGAAGCGGCUCCACAGAUUCCUACUUCGGAAGCAAUAGAUUGGCUGACUUCAGCCCCACAAGCCCAUUCAGCACAGGCAACUUUUGGUUCGGAGAAACGCUGCCRUCGGUGGGCACGGAAGACCUGGCAGUCGACUCCCCUGCGUACGACUCCUUGCCGACGCCUUCCCAGACCAUUUGGACCCCGUUUGAGCCCGUCAACCCGCUCUCCGGCUUCGGYGGCGACCCCACGGCGAGCGCCAAAGCUCAGCGGAGAGGGAGCCAGCCGUCCCCUCCGCGCCUGUCUCCCACCUUUCCCGAAAGCCUGGAUCACCCGCUCGCCAGGAGGGCCAGGAGCGACCCGCCCAGCGCCGGCAGCCACGCCGGCCUUCCCAUCUACAUCCCUGCUUUCUCCAACGGUACCAACAGCUACUCCUCCUCCAACGGCGGCUCCGCGUCGAGCUCGCCGCCCGAGUCGCGGCGCAAGCACGACUGCGUCGUCUGCUUCGAGAGCGAAGUCGUUGCGGCCCUCGUGCCCUGCGGCCACAACCUCUUCUGCAUGGAAUGUGCCAACAGAAUCUGUGAAAAAGAAUCGCCAUCAUGUCCCGUUUGCCAGACAGCUGUUACUCAGGCAAUCCAAAUUCACUCUUAAAUAUAUAUAGAUAUUAUUAUAUAUGGAACUUUUAAAACUCUGAAAGGCAUGGGUGUAAUGGUACCCUCUAGUAAACUUCCUAAUGAAUUCUGACUGCUGGGCUUUCUUGGGAUUAGGCUAAAGUUGUCAAUAAAUUUAUACUUUCGGAGUAGAAAGGCUGCUAUGGUAACACUACAGCAAGGUGGUCCGUGUCCGUGUCGCCGCCAGGGAAGCRCCGGGCUCCGCACCCGAAUUCCACAGGCUUGGCCGGGGUGGUGGGAGCGCGUUGCUCUGCCGCGGGGCUCGUGGCAUUCCCAUGUGUCAGCCAACACUUCC